AUGCCAAAUUGUCCCAACUGCGGCAAGCCUGUCUACUUCGCCGAGCGGAAAACGUCGCUUGGCAAAGAUUGGCAUGUUUUCUGCCUCAAGUGUGCGAAUUGCAAGAAGACCUUGAACCCGGGGCAGCACGCAGAGCAUGACGGCAAGCCGUAUUGUCAUCACCCGUGCUACGGGGCCCUCUUUGGCCCAGGAGGUCAGUCUUAA
Messenger RNA from Notodromas monacha, 204 nucleotides. The record is from the annotation of a GenBank genome assembly. NCBI's taxonomy places the organism in Eukaryota, Metazoa, Arthropoda, Ostracoda, Podocopida, Cyprididae.